Neurospora crassa OR74A is the source of this 327-nucleotide messenger RNA. RefSeq names its product questionable protein. The transcript is spliced from 4 exons. The record is from RefSeq and is a predicted model, not a curated record. The coding region runs from base 1 to 327 and encodes 108 amino acids. Lineage: Eukaryota; Fungi; Ascomycota; Sordariomycetes; Sordariales; Sordariaceae.
AUGAGGCGGAGGCGCGUGGAUGGGGGCUUGGCUUCAGAAAUAACCUUCUAUCCUGUGGGGGGAGAGCUGAAGCCAAGCCGGCCACAUCGAGGCGCCACAAGACAAAUAAGGGGCCGACUUGAUAUACAAGACAUGAUGCCAUUGCAAAGCAAGAUACCUCACCAGGGAACAAUUAAUUCCAAAUUGAUGUUACCGACCUCAACUGCUGUGGGAUUUCUCACUGCUUCAGAUUCCCUGCCAAACUCGGGCUGGGUCUACCAGCCUGUCCCAAGAGGUGCCGGGCUCGUAGGGCUGGUAGGACACCAUCAGAGCUUGGGAAACUCAUGA